This is a messenger RNA of Hansenula ciferrii, 1206 nucleotides long. Its product is annotated as alkene reductase. Gene Ontology annotation, molecular function: FMN binding; NADPH dehydrogenase activity. The transcript has a single exon. The coding region runs from base 1 to 1206 and encodes 401 amino acids. The record is from RefSeq and is a predicted model, not a curated record. Lineage: Eukaryota; Fungi; Ascomycota; Saccharomycetes; Phaffomycetales; Wickerhamomycetaceae.
AUGACAAGACCAGAAUUUGAUGAUAAAAUCAACCCAGUAUCAUUAAAAGAUACAAACCUUUUCAAACCAUUCAAAUUAGGCAACUUAGACCUAAAACAUCGUUUAGUGUUAGCACCAUUGACAAGAUUAAGAGCUGAUCCUGAUACUUUUGUCCCAAAUGUUGAAUUAAGUACUGAGUAUUAUAGUCAAAGAUCCCAAACACCUGGAAGUUUGCUCAUCACAGAAGCUACUAUAUACUCAUAUGAAGCUGGGGGUUAUUUUGAUGGUAAACCAGGGAUUUGGAACCAGGAACAAAUUGAAGCAUGGUCAAAAAUCUUUGAUAAAAUUCAUUCAAAUGGUUCUUUUGUUAUCCAACAGUUAUUUCAUUUAGGUAGACAAGCUAUUCCUGAUAAAGUUGCUGAAAAGGGGAUUACUUAUAGAGCUCCAACUUCUGGAAUUUAUAUCAAUGAUGGUUCAUAUCCUUAUGAAGAAAAAGCUAAAGAGUUUAAUACACCUUUGACCGAGUUCACUACUGCUGAAGUUGAAGAGGAAGUUAAAAAAUUUGUUCAAGGUGGUAUAAACAGUAUCAAGGCAGGUGCUGAUGGUGUUCAAAUCCAUGCUGCUAAUGGAUACUUAUUAAAUCAAUUCCUAGACCAAGAGACCAAUAAAAGAACUGAUAAAUAUGGUGGUUCUUUAGAAAAUAGAUCAAGAUUUGUCUUGGAAAUUGUUGAUGGAUUAAUCGAAGCUAUUGGUGCUGAAAAAGUCUCUGUAAGAUUAUCACCAUGGUCCCAAUAUGGUGAUUUUAAAGGUAUCCAAAAAGAUCCUGAAUUAUUAGCACAAUAUGCACAUAUCGUUGGUGAAUUAGAGAAAAGAAGAUUAGAUGGUAAAAGUAUUCAGUUCAUUGAUCUUGUUGAACCAAGAAUCCAUGGUAAUAAAGUUAAUGAAGAGUCUGGUGUUUCAAAAGAUAGUCAUGGUAAUAGAUUCAUUUAUGAUAUUUGGAAAGGACCAAUUGUUAGAGCUGGUAAUUAUAUUCAAGAGGUUGAAACUUUGAAAAAAGAUGUUGAUCAUGAUGAUAGAACAUUGAUUGCAGUGGGAAGACAUUUUGUUUCAAAUCCUGAUUUAGUGGAAAGAUUAGAAAAGGGAUAUCCUUUGACAAAGUAUGAUCGUGAUACUUUUUAUACUAGUGGUGAAACUGGUUAUACUGAUUAUCCAAAUUAUUCAGCUUGA